CCCCUGAGGACUUUUGAUAUUGCUGAACUUAUUUGUAAUUUGUCAUCUCUUUGUUACCUUAAAGCUAAGUGUAUAAUUGUAAAAUAUGUUUUUCUUCUACUCUGCAGUGCUUCACAUGUAGUGGUCUCUCUCGUGAAAAACUAUCCAAAUUAUCUGAUUAUAAAUUUAGAUAAGCUCGACUACUGUGCAAGCUUGAAGAAUCUUGAAACUGUCUCUGGGAAGGAAAACUACAAGUUUAUCCAGGGGGAUAUUUGUGUACCUGAUUUUAUAAAACACCUCUUUGAAACUGAGAAAAUAGAUAUAGUCCUUCAUUUUGCAGCCCAAACACAUGUAGAUCUUUCAUUUUGGCAUGCCCUGGAAUUCACCUACGUGAAUGUUUAUGGCACUAAUGUGCUGGUUGCUGCUGCACAUGAAGCCAAUGUGGAGAAGUUUGUCUAUGUUAGUACAGAUGAAGUAUAUGGAGGUAGCACUGAUGGGGAAUUCGAUGAAUCUUCACCAAAACGUCCAACAAAUCCCUAUGCCUCCUCUAAAGCAGCUGCAGAGUGUUUUGUUCAGUCUUACUGGGAAAGGUACCAAUUUCCAGCUGUUAUCACACGGAGCAGUAAUGUUUAUGGACCACAUCAGUAUCCAGAAAAAGUUAUUCCAAAGUUUAUAUCUCUGUUGCAACAGAACAGAAAAUGCUGUAUUCAUGGUUCUGGACUUCAAAGAAGGAAUUUCCUUUAUGCAACUGAUGUGGUAGAAGCAUUCCUUACUGUCCUGAAGGAGGGGAAGCCAGGUGAAAUUUAUAACAUUGGAACUAACUUUGAGAUGUCCAUUGCCCAGCUUGCUAAGGAGCUAAUCCAUUUAAUAAAGAAGACCAGUUCAGAAUCUGAAAUGGAGCACUGGAUGGAUUAUGUCAAAGACAGCAACAAUGAGUCUCUGCUUACUUUAGAUAUCACUCUCUCCAGAGUGAUUAGAAAUGACGUGUCUACUGAUAGCAGGCCUACAAAUGACCUGAGAUAUCCAAUGAAUUCAGAAAAGAUGCACAACUUAGGAUGGAGCCCUAAAGUGCCUUGGAAAGAAGGAAUAAAGAAAACAAUUGAAUGGUACAAAGAAAACUUUCACAACUGGAAAAACUCGGAGAAAGCUUUGGAGCCUUUUCCUGUGACAGAGCCAUUUGCACAACUCAGUGGUCCAUAGGGUGGUGCAGAACCUGAAGGAGUUUUUUCUACCUCAUAUGAUCUCUUCUUCAAAGCCUGCAAUCAAGUGGCUGCACUGGAGUCUGAAUGUUUUCAAGAUACAUGUGAUGAGUACAGAGCUACAGUGUGGCACAACUUUGGAACAGUUUCAGCUUUUGGUGCAAUACUCUAUUCUCACUAGGUAUUGAUUUUAAAGACCUGCACAGAGUGAAGCAUAUUUAUAAUGCUAUAAAGUAAUGUAACUGAAGUAAAAUCUGCCUUAUUAACUAAGAAUAAUUAAUUGCAAUUAUAGCUUUGGGACUUUCAGUUAGAUUCGUUUUAGUUGUGAAAUUGUUUGUCUGUAUUAGUUUGUUUUUACAGUGUAAUAUAUUAUUUUUAAUCAAGAGGAGAAAUGUUAUAUUUUUUUGCGAGUCGAAAUGAGUUGAUAAAAGCUAGACAUGGCACCUGUAUUGUUCUGUCCAUUUCUCUUGGUGCAAUAUUAACUUCUGUAGAUGGCUGAUUAAACUGUUACCUCCUGUAUAACUUUAAAUGCCUCUUUUUAAGGAGAGCAAGGGGGAAAGGUGUCAAGAAGCAGCAGGUGUUCUUGCUGAGAUUUCCAGAAGCAUUUUCUUAAACUUUGUCCUCUUUUUACUGUAUUACUGUCUUUUACAUGUUAAUUUCCUUUUCUUAAAUGUAAGUGUAACAAACUUGAAAUACUGGAACACAGUUAACAUUCCAGUGAUAUUAUGUCCUGUGAUAUGAAGGCUAUUUAUAGAGAAAAUGUUUUUAGAUACUUCUUUUUCUGUGAAUUGUGGGUUGGCAGACCUUAUUCAAUGCAGUGUUUCACACUUUUUUUUUUCUGUAACAUUUUAAAGAUAAAACAAUAUUUGAAUUUUAAUGUAAAAUUUGGAAAAAAACUUCAAUUCUAGAAAUAUGUCAGUGAAUCUUUUUCGAAGUUGAUUCAGUAAUAAAAGUCAUGGUGUAACUGGUUUCUCUUAAUUAAGAAAAA
Molecule: messenger RNA, 2166 nt
Organism: Manacus vitellinus (golden-collared manakin)
Lineage: Eukaryota; Metazoa; Chordata; Aves; Passeriformes; Pipridae
Gene: TGDS
Product: TDP-glucose 4,6-dehydratase
Exons: 12
Biological process (GO): nucleotide-sugar metabolic process
Molecular function (GO): dTDP-glucose 4,6-dehydratase activity
Source: RefSeq, a predicted model, not a curated record